Centruroides sculpturatus (bark scorpion) is the source of this 2044-nucleotide messenger RNA. RefSeq names its product protein unc-93 homolog A-like. Gene Ontology annotation, molecular function: potassium channel regulator activity. Gene Ontology annotation, cellular component: plasma membrane; striated muscle dense body. The record is from RefSeq and is a predicted model, not a curated record. Gene Ontology annotation, biological process: regulation of muscle contraction; regulation of potassium ion transport. Lineage: Eukaryota; Metazoa; Arthropoda; Arachnida; Scorpiones; Buthidae. The transcript is spliced from 4 exons. The coding region runs from base 335 to 1837 and encodes 500 amino acids.
GAGAUAUUGAAUUAACAGUUACGUAAGGUGAUGAAACGAGGCUGUAAUAUGUAUGCAAAAUAUGUGCUUCGUAUUCUAAAUUCCAACCCAUAAUUUUUACAAUUACUUCUUCUGUUUAUUCCAUUUUUAUCUUCGAAUCUGUAAAUUUUAUCGAAUUAGAAAUAAAAUCGUUCCUGUUGUCGCUGCAAACCUUACCACUCGCAACCCGACCAAUAACACGAAGGUGACAAACAAGUUUUCUAUCGGAUCCGAGUUAAUAAAGUUCAAAGAUGUCCGCUGUUGAAUUUACAGAAAGAUAAUCUUGUUUAAUCUCAUAAAUUUUACAGUUAAUGCCAUGGCCGAACUACAACGAAUUUCUCAUAUCGCAGAAGAUCAAGCGGCGCCUGUUGGAAUCGUCAAUAUCGCUUUUAAACACGAUGAACCUUCAAAGGAAUCGUCUCCUCCGAUUAUUAACGAGAAGCCCGUUCAAUUAUCAAAAGAAGAGAAGAGACAAAAAAAAUUAUCUAUUUUUAAAAAUUUACUUGUUUUAAGUUUUGGUUUUCUACUGUUAUUCACAGCUUUCCAGUCUCUGUCUAAUCUACAGAGUAGUAUAAACAGUGCCAAAGGAUUAGGAACUGCAUCCUUAAGUGUUAUAUAUGGUGCUUUGGUUUUAUCCUGCAUGUUUCUUCCGACAUUUAUGAUAAAAUUGCUUACCUUAAAAUACACGUUAAUAGUGUCGAUGCUGAUGUAUUCGUCUUAUAUGGCUGCUAACUUUUAUCCGGAUUGGGGUACUCUGAUACCAACUUCCAUCAUUUUAGGACUCGGAGGAGCACCUUUGUGGACAUCAAAAUGCUCUUAUUUGACACAUAUCUCGAUAGAAUAUGCUCAGUUAACAGGCAACAAAGUCGAAACAAUAGUCACUCGGUUUUUUGGAAUAUUUUUUAUGGUAUUUCAAAGCGGACAAGUGUGGGGAAAUUUGAUAGCUUAUAAAGUACUUCAACCUGGAAAUGUUUCUUCGAUCAACGAAUCGUUAAUAUCUGGAUGCGGUGCUAAUUUUUGUGUUGCGGAAUCAUCAACGAAUAAUACAAAUCUCGAAAGACCAUCGGAUUUUAAAAUCUAUCUUCUGUGUGGAAUUUAUACUGGAUGUUCCUUAUUAGCAGCACUCUUUAUUUUCAUCUUCCUUGAUCCCCUGAAAAAAUCGGAAGAUGGAAAAGGUAAACCUUCGUACGGAUUACUUAUCGAAACUAUGAGGCAUCUCAAAAAUCCUCAUCAAGUUCUUUUGGUGCCAUUAACAAUAUUUAGUGGUCUAGAACAGGCUUACAUUAUUGGGGACUUUACUCAGGCUUUCGUUAGUUGUUCUUGGGGUAUACACAACGUUGGUUACGUAAUGAUCUGUUUUGGUGUGAUGGAUGCUCUGGGUUCUGUGACUCUUGGUCAUCUGUCUAAAAUAACAGGAAGAAAAAUCAUUUUUAUAGCAACGGCACUUUCUAACGUUGGAAUUAUAAUUCUCAUGUUUCUUUGGUCCCCUAAUCCCGAUCAAAAAGUAGUUUUCUUCGUCAUCUCUGGAUUUUGGGGAUUAGGAGAUGCCGUUUGGCAAACACAAAUUAAUUCAUUGUAUGGUGUAUUAUUUCCGAAAAACGAAGAAGCAGCUUUUGCUAAUUACCGUUUAUGGGAAUCUCUGGGAUUUAUUAUAGCCUUCGCCUACAGUAGUUCACUAUGCAUAACAAUAAAAUUGUAUAUUUUAUUAAUUGUACUCGUUGUAGGAAUGAUGGGAUAUUUAACUAUAGAAAUUCGAAUUUCAACUGUAAAAAAGAACGAAAUUUCAUCAGAAACGAAAAUGCAUAGUAGUGAAAAGUAAGCAGAAAAGAAUACAGCAAUUAUAUUAUGUAGGUGAACAUUGUUUUCAAUCUCUCAACCGUUUCAUUCAUUGUACAGGGUAUGUAUACAGAUAAAUACUAAAACUAACCAUUCCAAUGUUUCUAAAAUCGUCCGUAAAGAUCGCAUUUUCUUGUAAAUAUGCUAUUUUAAAAAAAGGUUUUGUCAAAAUAAAAAUUAAUUUUUAAGU